This is a messenger RNA of Toxotes jaculatrix (banded archerfish), 5141 nucleotides long. RefSeq names its product ring finger protein 169 (gene rnf169). The transcript has 6 exons. Gene Ontology annotation, cellular component: site of double-strand break; nucleus. NCBI's taxonomy places the organism in Eukaryota, Metazoa, Chordata, Actinopteri, Toxotidae. The coding region runs from base 20 to 1822 and encodes 600 amino acids. Gene Ontology annotation, biological process: double-strand break repair. The record is from RefSeq and is a predicted model, not a curated record. Gene Ontology annotation, molecular function: ubiquitin-protein transferase activity; nucleosome binding.
AGAAGACUCAAUAGGGAAGAUGGCGACCGCAGGGUCCGCCGAUCGGCCUGGCAGACCGGCCAGCGUCGCUGCCGGCAGGUCCCGGUCCGGGUCCGGACCUGGAGCUGGGUGCGGGUCAGGGUCCGGGUCCGGAUCCGGGUCCAGCCCGCCGGAGACCGAGGUGACCAAGUGCGCGGCGUGCGUGGGGGCACAGCCCGGCAGCAGUUCGCCCUGCGGACACCCGGCCUGUCCGCUCUGCCUGGCCCGGAGACAGUCCGGCAGCGAGGAGCAGCUCCGGAGGAGGAGUGACCCCGAGAGGAGCAGUAGCAGGACGGGCAGGAGGGACUGCGACAGCCGGAGAGAUUUCUUCGUCUCUCCUGCUUUCAUCCCAAAGUCUGCAGAGCUUUUAUCAGGCCUGACUGGAAAGCACAGGUUGUUGUUGCCCGAUGACAGAGAAGAAUUCAGGAGAAGAAACUCUCUGGUCUGUAAAGAUGAAUCAGUCCGACGUGAUGAAGAGACUGGAGUUCUGUCAGACUCUGAGAACGAGGAGCCGAUCAGCAGGAGGAUCAGAAACAUCUCCGCCUUCAUCAGGAAAACCAAAAACUCGUCAGCCGUCACUGGUGGUUCUCAGAGGAGUCGAAGUUGCACUGACCCAGUGGAGGACAGAGGAGGGAAACUGAAGGUCACCACCCAGCCGGCCAUGAUGGACCGGGUUGGUAUCAGUCACAGCUACACAGCAGGAAUCCUCCUCUCCUCUGAGAACAGUCGCUCCGUCUCGGCCCCGAUCACCGCUCCUGACAGGAGGCUCACCUGGCGAGCCGUGGUCACAUCGUCGUCAUCCUCGUUGACUCCUCUGGUCCUCCCUCCGCCCCGACCCGAGCGCUCCAUCAGCCCCGAGAGCAACGACAGCAUCUCGGAGGAGCUCAACCACUUCAAACCCAUCGUCUGCUCUCCGUGCACGCCGCCCAAACGGCUACCGGACGGCCGUCUGAUGGAGCCCACCAUCGUCAAGUCCACACCCAGGAAUCUGACCCGCGGCCUGCAGAAGGCCACCACCUACGAAGCCAGUCCUGCCGUGCUGCAGAAGUGGAGGCAGAUCGAGCUGGAUCGCCAAAGCCUCAAAGUGAACUCCAAGGCCACGCUGACAAGUCCUGUCACCGAGCUCCAAACCAAGUCCGGCGGGGGGGAGGACGCCGCAAAGACUCAUCAGUCUGCUGCAGGAGACGGAGUGAUGUCCAACAACAAGAGGAAGCUGCUGUUUGAUCCACCAGCCGGAGAUACGGACAAUUUCCAGAAACAGUCUGUAAAGAUCCGGGUCCCUGCGAUCCGCUACAGCAGCGAGGCGACUUUCAGAGGAAGUUCAGACUUUGAGUCAACAGUCACCGCCCCUGAAUCCUGCAGUGGAGGCGCGUUAUUUAGUCGAAAACAAUCGUUCUCGCCGUACACUAAAAACUCUGGUUUCCAGUCGUGUAAAUUAGUGCCAAAGGACUCACAGAGUCCCAGGAAGGAGUCCGACAGUAGCAUCCACAACCAGUCUACCUCAAGGAGGGGCAAGAAGAGGAAGCAGAAGACCAAACACCUGGACUCAGAGCGCGACUCUGACCUGAAGAGGAGCCGGCCCGUCAGCCAGGAGGCCUUCGACGAGCGGUACAUCCGUCAGAUCCAGCAGGAGCGUCAGGACCGGGUGCUCGCCCUGAAGCUGCAGAGACAGUUUGACCUGGAGAACCAGACCAUCAACCAUAGGAGGAGCCCCGACAAGUACUUCCUGCGGUCCUGGAUGUCCAAUCAGAACCGCAGGAGACGCGGCCUGAGGAGAUCCCGACGAAUCAACAAGAAACACUAGAGAGGAGUCAUCUGCUGACUCAGCACUUAGACAGACAGGAAGAGGUUCAUAUAUGCAAAGUGAUGAAAGGUGAAGGUUUAACGAAAGGUAUGAAUGUUUUUACACGACCAUCGUCUCAACAGCAUUCUGACUUUAUUUCAAGUGCAGUUGUGAUAAAAAUCCAGAACCCGUACGUUUCUUCCAAACCUUAUUUUUUCACCAGCAAAUCACCAAAAACUGAGCUCGCAGAGAAAAAGAUGGAAACGAUCAUCAGCUGCAGCCCGAACCUUUUUUACCGCAAACAGUCCAACGAAGGCAACCACAUAAACACAAACGCUCAUCAGAUUUACCCACAGUCUGAGCAUCGUUCUGAGCUCAGUGCGACCUGGAACUGUUUGUUGAUCAGGCUGAAGAACCGGUCUGAGGGGUCAGCGUGGACUCUGAGAACCACAGAGGGACGUUUGGAUUUAUGUUCCAAAUUUUACAGAUUAAAUGAUGAUUGAAAAAAUAAAAAUCAGCAGACCAGUUUGAACAGGAAAACUGGUGCAUAGACGUGAGGACAAAACCAUCUGAGAAAAGUUCAGCAGUUCAGUUUAAUAUUUGUCUUUGAAUUCACUGUCCAACCAGACAGGCUGCCGCCUUUUAAUGAGCAGUUAACGAUUAUUUUCAUUGUUGCUGCUAAAAAAAAAUUCCAAUUAAUUAAUUAAUUAACUAUAAUGUAAGACAAGAAAAAGCAGCAAAUUCUUACAUUUGAGAAGUUGGAACCAUCAAAUGAUUAAUAGUGGUCCAUUAAUCAUCUGUCAGUGGACUAAUUGAAUAUUUGCUGCAGCUCUGGUGUGUUUCAGAAGUGUUCUGGUUUCUAAAACCAGUACCAGAGACUCUCAAGGUUCUUCAGAUUUCAUGUUAUGUGUAGAACAAGGAUUCAGGUUCCUGCAGUGGAACAGAGCUAAAUGACUAAAUCUGAAAACUGCCUGAAAGAGUUGAUCGAUAAUCAAAAUAGUUGCUGAUUAUUUUUCUGUUGUUGGGGUCAGGGUUCAGGGAUUUUGACACAAGAUCAGGAACAGCAUUGAUGCAGGACCUGCUUCAGCUGAUGAUGCAUCUGAGUGGUAGAUCAGAUGAUCUGCAGGUGAUUGGCCGUGGGUCGUUCACCCGGUGCAGCUGCUGCUCUCGUUAAAGAUGGAAAUGCUGAGAGGAUUUUAGGUGAAGAAUCUGUUUGUUACGGUUUUAUCCUCCCAAACGUGUCCGGAAAUCUUUAUUUUUAUCGCAGCUCCAGGACACUACAAAUAAACGUAUAUCAUACGUGCUGAGUCCUGUGGGGAGUUCAGAGUUCAGCUGACCUUCAAGUGUUUGGACUGUAGGAGGAAACAGAACCAAACAGUUGGGUUCGAAACCUUCUAGACCUGGACCCAGUCUGGUUCUGGGCCGAUUUUAAACUUCGAUAACUGAUGAGGCCUUUUCCUGCUUCCAACAUGGACCUUUUUCACCAGCUGUUCACGUUUCUCCAUCAGUCGACACCCGAGGAACCGAGGAUGAUGUGACGUUUCUGCUAUAAGAACCAUCAGAGACAUAAACUUCUCCCAGUACAGUUACUGGUCCAUCUCUGCCGCUGACGGUCUUCCAGUCCGAACAUUUGUCAGACGUUUUUUUUCUGGGUAUCGACCCUCAACAUUGUGAAGCUGUGGAUGGAGUCUUCUCCAUGACUGCUGAGGUUCAUGGGUACUGUAGUCCAAACUACACUGAAGGAGGAAAAACCUGAUUUAUCUGGGGGGCUUUUUACCUGCAGACCAGUAUGGACCAGAACAGUGUGGAUCAGGAGACUCUGUGGUUCGCGUCGUUACUCUCCAGGAGAGAAAAGUUAUGUGACUGGAUGAGCUUUUUUGGUUUUUAGGGUCAUGAUUAAAUAACACAGCUAAAAAAAGGACUAAGAGAAGGACGGGUCAUUGUCGUCAGUGUUUGAUUUUUAAGUUUUACAUCAGAAGCCGUAUUCACAUUAUUUGAUUGGUGCAGAGUGGACACAGUUUCAGCACAGCUUAUUGUUGAUUUAACCUUGAAAGUUCUGGAUCAAGACCUCCAGGAUUCAGAACUGUGAAGCUGUUUUCAGCUAAACUGAAAAUAGUACAUUUUGGUGAGCUGCGCUAAUGCUAAGAGGCGAAAGCUCAUUUAUUUUAAAUUAAAAUUAAUGUUUAAAAAGAGUUUGAAUUAAUGAGUCUGUGUUCAAACUGCAGCUGUUUGUUUGACUUCCUGUUUCCAGCUGUUGCAGAGAGCUGCCCAGACUUCUGCACCAAACUCCACUCACAAAACAGACCAUUAAAUGUUGUUUAUCUGUUAAAACUCCAGUCAGUUUGACAACAGACGCAUUGGUUAAUUUGUAAUAUAUAACUCAGUAGACAUAGUAGUGCAGGAAGUAGGGUUUUUUCCCCCCAUUUUUACUUUAUUAGAAACAAGGAAAAAGCUGCACAUUUGGAUCAGCCAUCUUUGAUGUUUUGAGUUCUGACACUGAUGUUAGAAACACCGACUUUCUUCCAGAAUUUCUGUGUAAGAUGCAUAAAAUGGCAUUCCUCUGAAUUGUAUGUAACUAACUGUAAUCAUUUACAUUCCACAACUGAAUAUCCUCCAUUGUUUCUACAAUAUAAUGUGAAUACGGCUUUAACCUGUCACCUGCAAAUCCUUGUUUCUUCACAUUCCCGAUGAUGAUUUUUCCAGAUGAUUUUCCAGUGUUGAGAUUAAUUUCCCUCCUUCCAGGCAGCCAUGACAGUGUUGUCACUGAUCGUUUCUGUCAGUGUGAUUCAUUCAUUCAUCAUGAGGAUCAUGUUGUAACAGUUGGGUUUCUGUGAAGUUGUUUGAGAGUUUCUGUUCAGACUCUUUGAUGUAUUUUGGAUGGAGCUGAAGGGCUUUUUUUUUUUGCUUUUUUUUUUUUUUUUUAACGGACGCCACACAAGCUUUACUCUCUCCAACACAGAUAUGCACAUUUUAUAAAGAUGUACUAAAGCUUUCAUCCUUCAGUUGAUGCAGUCAAACAGCAGAGUGUUGAGGUUGGGGGGGUGUUUUAAUGCUGAGUGCCAAAUGACCAGAGACUGUCUGAUGGACGAUGUUAAUAGUUUAUACAGUAAUUCAGUAGUUUUGUAUGAGAGGGGGAGGAGAGCUGAGGCUGCUGGAAGACAAACUAAAAGACCUGAGACGACUGUGUGUCCUGUCCUCUUUUAACGUUUGCACGAGACACAACGAGACUGGGAACAAAAAGGAACAUGAAAUCCAUCGGUUCAUGAAGAUCCAGAAACAUCCUCACCUGGAAAGUAGUUUGUUUUACAUACAUUUUGGUGAGAAGUCCCACCUCAGCCAG